Messenger RNA from Parathielavia appendiculata, 789 nucleotides. RefSeq lists its product as uncharacterized. NCBI's taxonomy places the organism in Eukaryota, Fungi, Ascomycota, Sordariomycetes, Sordariales, Chaetomiaceae. The record is from RefSeq and is a predicted model, not a curated record. The coding region runs from base 196 to 702 and encodes 168 amino acids. The transcript has a single exon.
GAUGACACGAUUAAGGGCAACACUGCCGCCGUUAACAGCGGGGCUCUUGACUGGCUACGUGACUUGACUGACGUGGCUGCGGCUACUUUGGAACAUCGCCGAUUCAACCGAGAGUUACUCCCCUCGCAUGGAUGCAAACUACAGAGCUGGUAGAAAGAACUCGAUGGUGAUGGAUUGAUUGGACGACGGGAAUGAAUGGUGGGUCAGGCCAAUGAAUGUGAUGUCUUCAGAAACUCCGAGAUCCGUUCCACGUCACUUAUCACAUGGUAUUUUGCUGUUUUACAUGCCGCCAAGAGACAUAAGUUCUCAACCAGAAUCAAAAGGAUAAUCAAUUCUUUCCGAAUAAUUCGUACAUUUCCAAGGCUCCGUCAAUACGUCUUCCAUCUGGAGUUGACGCACACACCUUUCCUCGACUCCUGUUACUCACGAUGCCUGAUUACAGUAACGUUAACCAGGAGUUUUCUCCAAAAAUUUCAGAACCAGCAACCUUCCUCUGUUCCCUUUGCCUUUUCUUUUCCGGGAAGCGCUCUCUGCCAUAAUGACUUCCACCUGAGUCGGGCGUUCGAUUCUUCCUCUGUUUUCCUCAGGAAUUUUCGCCCAGUUUCCACUCCAUCAUCAGUCACCCCUGGCCUGUCGAUCGGAUUCUUUGCUACAAGAGGGACGUUUGAUUUAUUUUGCACUCAUCGAGUGGAAACAAAAUGAAAGUUCUCGAUUUGCUGCGUUUGUCUUCCCGUGCGUCUAAGACGGGAAUUGAAAUCUGUCUCGAUUCUUCCUUGAUGUCCAACUUUC